AAGUUCUAAACGCCCAAAGGGCCCACAACAUAAAAUCAGACACGAUUAACUCCAGCUGCUGUCGACUGCCUCCCUUUGCUGCCGUGGAACUAGCCUGAAGCCUAAGGGAUCCCUAAUAGAAAUCUUGUUCGCGGCGUUUUGUUUCAGCUACUCAAUCACAUAUGAAAGCCAUAUACUGUGAUUUCAAGGAGGCGAAAGUUCAAUGAGAUUCGAUUGACAUAACUCAUGGAACAUGUGGGUCAAUCUAUUAUUCCCGGAUUGCCGGAUGACUUGGCUUUGAGAUGUUUGGCAAAGGUGUCCCAUGGAUACCAUGGAAUGCUUGAAACCGUCUCAAGAAGCUGGAGAGAUUUAAUCCGCAGCCCCCACUAUGCCAACUUUAAAGCUAGACAAGGAUGUUGUGGGGAUUGGCUAUUUGUUCUUACUGAAGGGUCGAGCAAUGAGUGGGUUGCCUAUGAUCCUGAGGCUGAUAGAUGGCAUCCUAUACCCAAGAUUCCAAUUGGUCAUGUUGACUGCCAACACGUUGGAUUUUCUUGUGUUAGUGUCUACAAUAUGUUUUUUGUGAUUGGUGGGUCUUAUGAGCCACAUAAUCCUGCAUUUCCCCAUCAAAGGCCUGUCAUAACAAAUGACGUUGUGCAUUUUGAUCCGUACAAGAAACAAUGGACUCGCAUGGCAAGUAUGCGAACACCACGAUCUCAUUUUGCGUGCAGUGUUGUUUCCGGUAAGGUUUAUGUAGCUGGAGGACGCAACUUAUCUUGCACCCGAGGGCUUGCUCUUGCCGAGGUUUAUGAUCCUAUGACGGACAAAUGGGAGGAACUGCCGCCACUGCCCAAUCCACAGAUGGACUGCUUAGGCUUAUCAUAUAAAGGCAAAUUCUAUAUUCUGAGUGACCAGGUGGGCCUGACUGACCAAAGAACUUUCGAGGUUUUUAGUCCAUUGAAUAGAACAUGGUGCAUGGUGGAUGAUUUAUGGCCUUUCUCGAGGGCAAUGCAAUUUGCAGUUCAGGUAAUAGGGGAUGAUCGUGUAUAUACUGUAGUCGAUUGGGGCGAUAGCUUCAUUAGAACAAGGGAUACUGAACAAGGAGAGUGGUAUGAUGUCGGCUCAGUUCCUCCUGUUGUUCUUUCUGGCCACUCCCGCCCAAUGGAGGCCUUUGGUUAUGGGUUUGCUGCAUUAAGGGAUGAAUUAUAUAUUUUAGGAGGGAAGGUUCUCAAGUGGGAAGAAUCAGGAGGUGGGAGGUUUGACAUUGUAAAGUUGGGUUUGGUAAGGGUUUGUAAUCCUUCUGUCACACCAUUAGGAUGGAGGGAAACUAGACCCCUAUGUGGAUCAGCAAGUGGAUCUAUUAUUGGAUGUGCAUCCUUGGAAGAAAAGUCUUCAUUUUCCUCAAAGGUUAUGUUUUGUUAGAGAAGGCAAAUAAAGACUCAUUUUCACUAUGGUGAAUGAAAAAUCUGGGGUUUGUAACCAUUUAUUGAGUCCAAUACUUGAGCAUAGUUAGCAGUACGAGUUGCUUCUCAAGACCUUGAACAACGAGUGCAAGAAACAAGGGCAAUGGAUUGGUACUGAGGUGAUUGAAAGAUUUAGCUAGAUUGGAAUCAUUGGAUGCAUGGUGUAUCUUUUGGACUGCAUGUAUCCAGAAUAGUGACUGUUAUCAGGCAGAGCAUUGGAGCAUAGUGAUAGUGCUCCCUCUCUUCUCGUAUUGUUUUCCUUUUCACUUGGUUAUAUCACAUUGCUUGUGUAGUUUUUAGGAUUUGCUGUCUUUUACUCGAUUGUUCUUAUAAUGUAGCAAGGGAUUAUUGAUUUGUGUAAUUCAAGGAUGUAGUUUGGUGCUC
Molecule: messenger RNA, 1823 nt
Organism: Juglans regia (Persian walnut)
Lineage: Eukaryota; Viridiplantae; Streptophyta; Magnoliopsida; Fagales; Juglandaceae
Product: F-box/kelch-repeat protein At1g16250
Exons: 4
Coding region: 226-1398 (390 amino acids)
Molecular function (GO): protein binding
Source: RefSeq, a predicted model, not a curated record